AUGCGGUACCAAUUCCUCACUGGCUGUCUACUUUUGGUGAGCUCGCAGGAUGUGGAGUCGGGUUUUGGAAGCACGUUUCCGGAGCUCCAAGAGGACAUCCUGCUGCUCCAGAUGGACGUGAAGCUCUCGCGUGGUCUGACGCAAACUGUGGAUGCCCCUUCGGUUUCGGAGGGCUUCCAGGCAGCUGAUUCGGAGAGUCCAGCCCUCCUUUCCGAGAGCUUCAAAAGCGAGGUGGAGGGCGGUGUGAUGUUUGGACCCAAGACCAGUGCUGCCUUGUUUUUACUGUCCAGCUGUACCUUUGGACUGCUGUGCUUAUGUGGUGCGAAGCCAUUCAUCACAGCUCCGUAUUCAGAAGUACCUGAAGAGGAGGGAGAAAGCGAGGAGGUCAAAGAGCAGUCGCUCCUGGUGUGUUACACUGUCGUCUUCAUGGAUGCCUUUGGUUUCGGCGUCUACGCGCCCUUCAUCCCGAUCCUUUGCCAGACCUUUAGCUUGCAAGCCCACGACAUGGGAACUGCCCUUGCAGCCUUCUCCUUGGCACAGGCACUGGCAACGCCCUUCUUGGGAUACCUCUCAGAUCGCUUUGGACGACGGCCAGUACUUUUAGCAGCUCUGGCCGCGGAGUCUCUAGCUUACCUCAUCCUCAGCAUAGCCGAGAGUUUCAGCUGCCUCCUGGUGGGCUACACCCUGGCUGGAGCAUCCUGUGGCACCAUAGGUGUGUGCAAUGCGUACAUUGCGCAGAAUUCAUCUGAGGAGGAUCGCCCGGUCCGAUUGGCAUACAGCUCCGGCAGCAUCGCCCUGGGCCUCAUGCUGGGCCCCGUGGUCGGUGCAGGCCUGAGCCACGAGGGCUUUUCGGCGGCCGUACGCCUCGUGAAUUGGCUCUUCGUGUUCAGUUCGCUCGCUGAGUCUGAGAACGUGCUGCUGAGAAGACAGCCGAAGGAGGAGAGCCGUUCUGCGUUGGAGUCCCUUCCAAGGCUGGCCUGGCCAUUGUUCUUCGGCGCCUUCCUGGGCAAUGCUGGCAUUGCUGCUGCAGAGUCCUGUGGUGCGCUGUUUGUCAUGGACUCCUACUUCCGGGGCUCCUCCUCUGCAGCAGCGGAGAGCACCCAAUUUUUCGCCUACAACAUGAUGAUCUCUGGCAUCCUCGUGAUCAUGAUCACCAACUUUGUCUUCCCUAUGCUGAUGCACACGCUGAGGCAGCAGAAGACGAUGUUCUUGGGCGUGUGUCUGCGCAUUGUUGGAUAUGCUGGCCUGGGAUUGGCACCUACCAAGUGGUGCUUCCUCGCUUCGCAGCUGGCGGUCGUUACGGGCGACAGCCUCGCUGCACCAAACCUCUCUGCUCUACUAACGGAGGUGGUCGGCAAGUCUUCCUAUGGCAUCGCCCUGGGUACUUUGUCCACCUUCCAAGCUGCAGCCCGCGUCUUGGACACGCUGCCCUUCGCGACGAUGUACGAGAAAGCACCCUUCUUGACCGUCGCUGUUCUCGCUGUGGCUUCUGGCGCUCUUUGGUUUGUCGUCUACUGGCAGAUGCAGCUGCAAUCUUUCAGAACCCCCGCUCUGGGGCAUGAGAUGCCCGCCGAGAUUCCAACUCGCUCAGGGUAUCCAGUGAGCUGA
Symbiodinium necroappetens is the source of this 1608-nucleotide messenger RNA. The record is from the annotation of a GenBank genome assembly. NCBI's taxonomy places the organism in Eukaryota, Dinophyceae, Suessiales, Symbiodiniaceae.